Trypanosoma conorhini is the source of this 456-nucleotide messenger RNA. RefSeq names its product protein kinase. Gene Ontology annotation, molecular function: protein kinase activity; ATP binding. The record is from RefSeq and is a predicted model, not a curated record. The coding region runs from base 1 to 456 and encodes 151 amino acids. The transcript has a single exon. Gene Ontology annotation, biological process: protein phosphorylation. NCBI's taxonomy places the organism in Eukaryota, Euglenozoa, Kinetoplastea, Trypanosomatida, Trypanosomatidae.
AUGCUGCGGGGCCUGGCGCACCUUCACGGGCGCGGGCUGGUCCAUGGGCGGCUGUGUCCUGAGAACGUGAUGGUUGGCGUGGAGGGGCGGUGCCGACUGAAGGGCAUGCUGCUGGGCGCCGCGCCGCUGAUGGUGCACCACGAGUCGUACUACGUGAGCCCCGAGGUGGCCGCCGGGGGAGCAAAGACGGCAGCGAGCGACAUGUACGCGCUGGGGCUGCUGCUGCUUGCGAUGCUGGUGGACUCCCACCCCUGGCAGUGGAGUGCGACUGCGGCGCUGGAUCGCUCACGGAAGGAACUUGACUCGCUGCUGGCCGACAGUGCGGCGUUCCGCGAGGCGCUGCGCCAUGGGCUGGUGGAGCCGGUGCCGCCCCCUGCAGACGUGGACGACGCGCUGCGGGCCGUGCUGAAGGCGUCUCUCUGCCCCUGCACCAGAGCGGCGCUCCACUGCCGCUGA